This is a messenger RNA of Rotaria sp. Silwood2, 519 nucleotides long. Lineage: Eukaryota; Metazoa; Rotifera; Eurotatoria; Philodinida; Philodinidae. The record is from the annotation of a GenBank genome assembly.
AUGGAAUUGUUUUCAUUAACAACGAAUAAAACAGUAACAGACAUAAAAUGGCAGGCAUAUCCAAUUGGCUUUUUCCUAUUACUGUUAUGUCUGUUCACUAUAAUAGGUAAUCUAUUAGUUCUAUAUGUUAUAAUUCGCCAAUAUACGUUACAUACAUCUAAAUAUUACUAUAUUGCAUCAUUGACAUUUGCUGAUCUCUUAGUUGGAUUAAUUGGAAUGCCGUUCGCGUUUAUAUUUGAAAUGACGGAUGAUGAACAUUGGUUGUUCCCACGACACCUUAGUUUUUUAUGCGAUUUUUUUUAUUCCAUGGAUGCAUUUGGAACAACAGCAUCAAUAUUUGGACUAUCCGCUAUUGGAAUAGAUCGGUAUGUGGCUAUUACAAGGCCACUGGAAUAUCCAAAUUCAUUUAUAUCAAAAAGAUGGUAUUAUGUGUUAUCAUUUAUAUGGGUAUUUUCAGCUGUUAUAUCAGUUCCACCAGUAAUUUUUAUUGGAAGAGAACAAGUAUCUAGUCGUACGUAA